UGGCAACUCCUGUCACCAACAUCCGUAUGGACAAAGUGGAGCAGAAGAGUGUCUCCUUGUCGUGGCAGGAGCCAGGCGUCCCGGCCAACGGCACUGAGUACGAGGUCAAGUACUACGAGAAGGAUCAGAGAGAUCAAAGCUACUCGACUGUGAAAACAACAUCAACGGCCGUGACGGUCAAUAACCUGAAGCCUGGUACCCUCUAUAUUUUCCAAAUCCGAACAUCUUCCUCCCCGGACUACGGGAGCCACAACCCUGGCAUCGAAGUGGAGACGCUGGCAGAGUUGACAGUGGCCUCCAGCGAGCAGAACCCUGUCCUCAUCAUCGUGGUGGUGGCUGUCAUGGGGCUGACGGUGCUGGUGUCCACGACCAUUGGCGUGAUGGUCUGGAGGAGGCAGUGUGGGUACAGCAAAGCCAGCCAGGAUGGAGACGAGGAGCUGUACUUCCACUUUAAAAUACCGACCAGGAGGACGUACGUGGACCCUGACACCUGUGAAGACCCCAUGCAGGCCGUGCACCUCUUUGCCAAGGAGCUGGAUAACGCCAGCAUCAAGAUCGAGAGGAUCAUCAGGACAGGAGAGUUCAGGCAGACCUGCCGGGGGUGCCUGAGGCUGCCCAGCAAGCGCGAGCUGCCCGUGGCCAUCCAGACGCUGCGCGUGGGCUGCUCGGAGAAGCAGCAGCGCUCCUUCCUGGCCGAGGCCUGCACCAUGGGCCAGUUCGACCACUCCAACGUCAUCCGCCUGGAGGGAGUCAUCACCAGAGGGAGCACCAUGAUGAUAGUGAUGGAGUACAUGGGGAAUGGCCUGCUGGACUCCUUUCUCAGGAAACACGAGGGGCAGUUCACGGGCACCCAGCUCAUCUGCAUGCUGCAGGGCAUUGCCUCCGGCAUGGCGUACCUGGCCGAGAUGGGCUACGUGCACAAAAGCCUGGCUGCCCACAAGGUCCUGGUGAGCAGCAGCCUGGCAUGCAAGAUCACUGGGUUCAAGCGGCCACAGGAAGAUAAGAUGGAGACCAUCUUCUCUACCAUGCGUGGGAAGAGCCUGGUGCUGUGGUCAGCCCCCGAGGCCAUCCAGUAUCACCACUUCAGCCCGGCCAGCGACGUGUGGAGCUUCGGCAUCGUCAUGUGGGAAGUCAUGUCCUACGGCGAGAGACCCUACUGGGACAUGUCCCACCAGGACGUGGUGAAGGCUGUCGAGGACGGGUUCCGCCUGCCCGCGCCGGCAAACUGCCAGCUGCCCCUGCACCAGCUGAUGCUUGACUGCUGGCAGAAGGACCGCAGCCAGAGGCCCAAGUUCUCGCACAUCCACAGCGUCCUGAGCAAGCUGGUGCAGAGCCCAGAGGCCUCGAAGUGCCCCAGUUCUGUGUGUCCCAGGUCCCACGGCACAUCCAUCCCCCUCUCCGAGCGAACCUUCUCGGCCUUCCCGUCUUUCAGCUCUGUGAGCGAGUGGCUGGAGGCGAUAGAAAUGGGCAGGUACAAGGACAACUUCACUGCUGCAGGCUACUGCUACCUGGAGUCGGUGGCCAGGAUGACAGCCCAGGAUGUCCUCAGCCUGGGGAUCACCAUGCCAGAGCACCAGAAGACCAUCCUGAGCGGGAUCCAGACGCUGCGUGCCCAGGUGAUCCAGAUGCACGGCCGAGGGGUGCAGGUGUGA
Molecule: messenger RNA, 1652 nt
Organism: Acanthisitta chloris (rifleman)
Lineage: Eukaryota; Metazoa; Chordata; Aves; Passeriformes; Acanthisittidae
Product: ephrin type-A receptor 7-like
Exons: 12
Biological process (GO): axon guidance; protein phosphorylation
Cellular component (GO): neuron projection
Molecular function (GO): ATP binding; protein binding; transmembrane-ephrin receptor activity
Source: RefSeq, a predicted model, not a curated record